Messenger RNA from Danio rerio (zebrafish), 875 nucleotides. The record is from RefSeq and is a predicted model, not a curated record. Lineage: Eukaryota; Metazoa; Chordata; Actinopteri; Cypriniformes; Danionidae.
AUGAAGGUGGUGAUUGGAGAGAUUCAACACAUCCCAGAGUUCAUCAGUGAUGAUGGUAAAAGCUCCUUCACUGUGCUGAUGACUGAACUGACACUCUCUGAUUCUGAAUGGUUUUUCUGCUCUGCUGGAGAUCUGCAGGUUCCUGUUCAGCUCACAGUCACUAAAGUAAUAUUUGUGUGUUGUUUUUGUUUAGGUGUUGAAAGCUUUGAAGGUGGGUCAAAUCAUACAAUAACUGUUAAGCCUGGAGGAUCUGUCACCAUCCCAUGUUAUUAUGAUGAGAAAAACCCACCACAGAAGAAAUACUGGUACUCAGUAAUUGGUGAAUCUCGUAAAUACACAAACACAACAGAGGAAAAUCUGUCAGUUAUUGAUCAUCCUGAUCAGAGUCUCUUCACUGUGACUAUGAGGAACCUGCAGGAGAACAAACAUAAUGGAAAAUAUUAUUGUACCGUAGAGACUGGACAAAAAUCGAAUGUCACAUAUGAGCUUUUUCUGCAGGUUCAUUCUGCUCCUGAUGUGUCUGUGAUGAACAGCAGUGUGUCUGGACAUGAAGGUGAUGAUGUCAGUGUUCAAUGUUUCUACAGUUCUGGAUAUAAGGAUAAACAGAAACGCUGGUGCAGAUAUAAAGAUCAGAAGUGUUUCUCACAGAAGAAAACGGACACAUCCCAGAGUUCAUCAGUGCAGAUCAGUGAUGAUGGUGAAAGCUCCUUCACUGUGCUGAUGACUGGACUGAGACUCUCUGAUUCUGGAUGGUUUUUCUGCUCUGUUGGACAUCAAACUAUUCCUGUUAAACUCACUGUCACUGAAGAUAAAAUCUUUUCCUUGUUUAAUUUAGAUACUUAUAAACCAGUAGAGCUCAGUUCAUAAUUAUUACU